CUGCCCUGCCUUUGCGCCAAACACACUUAGCAGGCUGAGCGAAUCCUCAGGCUCAAACUGACAAGCCAACCUCGGCAACUCCAGCCGCCGAAGCUGUCCUGGCCCCGGAGCCCCGGAGCCCCAGAGCCUGCUGGCGGGGGCUGUGCCCUGCUGGUGGUGGAGGCCCCCGAGGAAGCGCUCCAGGCAGGGAGCCCAGCAACAGCAGCGUCAGGGCCUCGGGGGCCCCCACUCCGGGUCCUGGAGCCCCGGCUAGGAUAGUCGAGGCAGGAAGAGGGGCCCUCACAACCCGUGAUGCCGCUGCCAGGGCCUAGAAGGCAGGUGUACGGGGCUGUGGGAAUUGGGGUCCCUCAUACUCCCCCACCCUCCGGGAGUCAAGGCACAUCUGCCCACCCAGACCCUCGGUGGGUCCUCUGUGCCCUCCCCUCACCUGGCAUCCCACCCCCAGCAGGACCCCCAGGAUCUAUUCACACCAGACUUGCAUCCCAUGUGCCACAAGGCCUGUCAGUGGGGGACACUGAUCGUUACGCCAGCAGGUCUCUAAGGCUGUGCUUCUUGGUGUUGUCAUAUCUCGCAGGGCCUGACAUGCAAAAGCGGCCUUUACUUUUUCAUAGUUGCUGAAUGUCUGCAGGGAGGAAGGAGGCGGCUCUUUAUCUCAAGAGACCAGAAGAAAAUUCCUGGCCAUUCAGAAUGGUUUCCCAGGGCUCCUCGCCCUCCCUGCUGGAGGCCCUGAGCAGCGACUUCCUAGCCUGUAAAAUCUGCCUGGAGCAGCUGCGGGUGCCCAAAACGUUGCCCUGCCUGCAUACCUACUGCCAGGACUGCCUGGCCCAGUUGGCCGAGGGCAGCCACCUCCGAUGCCCUGAGUGCCGCGAGACUGUGCCUGUGCCGCCCACGGGCGUGGCUGCCUUCAAGACCAACUUCUUUGUCAAUGGGCUCCUGGAUUUGGUGAAGGCCCGAGCCGGUGGAGACCUGCGCGCAGGGAAGCCGGCCUGUGCACUGUGCCCGCUGAUGGGGGGCGCCAGCGCGGGGGGGCCAGCCACAGCCCGGUGCCUGGACUGCGCCGACGACUUGUGCCAGGCCUGUGCCGAUGGGCACCGCUGCACUCGGCAGACCCACAGCCACCGAGUGGUGGACCUGGUGGGCUACAGGGCAGGGUGGUACGACGAGGAGGCCCGGGAGCGCCAGGCGGCCCAGUGUCCCCAGCACCCGGGGGAGUCCCUGCGCUUCCUUUGCCAGCCCUGCUCCCAGCUGCUGUGCCGGGAGUGUCGCCUGGACCCCCACCUGGACCACCCCUGCCUGCCCCUGGCCGAGGCUGUGCGUGCCCGGAGGCCAGGCCUCGAGGAGCUACUGGCGGGCGUGGACAGCAACCUGGCCGAGCUGGAGGCCACCCGGCUGGCGGAAGAGGAAGCCUUGGCCUGUCUGCGGGAGCAGGCAGCCAAGGUGGGCACGCAGGUGGAAGAGGCAGCCGAGGGGGUCCUCCGGGCCCUCCUGGCCCAGAAGCAGGAGGUGCUGGGGCAGCUACGGGCCCACGUGGAGGCUGCCGAGGAGGCUGCACGGGAGAGGCUGGGGGAGCUGGAGAGCCGGGCACAGGUGGCCAGGGAGGCGGCCGCCUUUGCCCGUCGCGUGCUCAGCCUGGGUCGGGAGGCCGAGAUACUCUCACUGGAGGGGGCGAUUGCCCAAAGGCUUCAGCAGCUGCAGCGUUGUCCCUGGAUGCCUGGGCCAGCCCCCUGCCUGCUGCCCCAGCUGGAGCUCCAUCCUGGACUCCUGGACAAGAACCGCCAGCUGCUAAGGCUCUCCUUUCAGGAGCAGCAGCCCCAGAAGGACAGCGGGAAAGACGGAGCCAGAUGCCAGGGAGGCGCUGCAACCCCGCCCCAGAGCAGGGACGGAGCCCAGACCCCAAAGCAGGACAGCGCGCAGCCGCCCCAGGAAGAUGGAGCCCAGACCCUAAAGGCGGAGAGAGCUGAGACGCCCCAGGAAGAUGGAGCCCAGACCCCGAAAGAGGGCAGAGCCCAGACACCCCAGGAAGAUGGAGGAGCCCAGUCCCCAAGGGGCGGCCGAUCCAACAAGAAGAGGAAGUUCAAAGGCAGGCUCAAGUCCGUUUCCCGGGAGCCCAGCCCAGCACCUGGGCCGAACCUGGAGGGCUCUGGCCUCCUCCCCAGGCCCAUCUUUUUCUGCAGCUUCCCCACACGGAUGCCGGGGGACAAGCGGUCUCCGCGGAUCACCGGGCUGUGUCCCUUUGGCUCCCGGGAGAUCCUGGUGGCAGAUGAGCAGAACAGGGCCCUGAAGCGCUUCUCCCUCAAUGGCGACUACAAGGGCGCGGUGCCCGUCCCCGAGGGCUGCUCCCCGUGCAGCGUGGCCGCCCUGCAGGACGCCGUGGCCUUCUCGGCUGGCGCUCGCCUCUAUCUCAUCCGCCCCAACGGCGAGGUGCAGUGGCGCCGGGCGCUGAGCCUCUGCCAGGCCAGCCACGCCGUGGCCGCCAUGCCGAGCGGGGACCGGGUGGCCGUCAGCGUGUCAGGCCACGUGGAGGUGUACAACAUGGAAGGCAGCCUGGCCACCCGGUUUAUCCCUGGGGGCAAGGCCAGCCGGGGCCUGCGGGCACUAGUGUUCCUGACCACCAGCCCCCAGGGCAAUUUCGUGGGGUCAGAUUGGCAGCAGAGUAGCCUGGUGGUCUGUGACGGGCUGGGCCAGGUGAUUGGGGAGUACCGGGGGCCGGGCCUGCACGGCUGCCAGCCAGGCUCUGUGUCCGUGGAUAAGAAGGGCUACAUCUUUCUGACCCUUCGGGAGGUCAACAAGGUGGUGAUCCUCGAUCCGAAGGGGUCGCUGCUCGGUGACUUCCUGACGGCCUAUCAUGGCCUGGAAAAGCCCCGGGUGACCACCAUGGUGGAUGGCAGGUACCUGGUUGUGUCCCUCAGUAAUGGGACCAUCCAUGUCUUUCGGGUCCGCCCUCCUGACAGUUAAAGGGCUGGGACUGGAGAGACACUUCGGGGUGGGGGGACUGGGGGGGUAGAGAGAAGGGAAGCAGGGCGGCCCGAGGGAUGUGGUGGCCGAGGGCAUUUUCCCAGAGAGCAGGGGUUGGCAACUUUUCAAGGUGAAGUGCGAAACCGCUCUUCAGGUGCGCAGGAAUAGGGACCAAGGCGGGUGGCAUGGCCGUAACCCUCGGAAGCGGAAGAGGAGGGGUUGGAGGGGUGCUGGGCAUUAAUGCUGCUUGCUUUUGCUGGGGGUGACUGCCACUGCCGCCGCCGUAGAGUCUAGGUUUCCAAGAUGUGUAAGCUAGUCCUGAUUUGAGUUCUUUAAAACCAUUCCUGAUGGGGUAGCCCAGGGAGAGUCUUGGGGAAGUGGGUAGAAAUAGUCCUUUAAGCCCAGGGCUUGAAGGGUAUGUCAGGUAUGUACUUUCUGGAAGAGAGCUGAGAACCCCCUCCCCUCUGACUUGAACGGGACGCACCAAGUCAGAAGAGGUCUGGGAUUUUGAACCCGGCCAUAAAUGGCAUCUUCCACCAGCCUCGGCUGGGAAGUUGAGGCUCCUCUGAUAAUGGCGUCCCCCAGUGAAGUGCGGGCUGGACUUCACGGGGGACCAAGUAUAGACACAAGCCGAGGCCAACAGGCGUUUACCUUUAAGUCCGUGAAGAGAAUGUGCUACUAGAAAAUGGAACCCGGCGGGGUUGGAGUCUAAAACACAGGGUUCUGAGUGUGAGACAAGGGGAGACCCUGGGUCUUACCCCCCGACUUCCACCACCCCUCACCUCCAAGCCAACCUGAGGCCAGACCUAUGUAGGAUUUAAAACCUUUUCUUUUUUGAUGUCUUUACACUUCCUGGAGUUUAUUUUUAGCCCCCUCUUAGUUUUCUGGCACAAUUCCUGUUGAGAAACUGUGGCUGCACUAAGGGGUUGAAGGCAUUUGUCCAUAUUGCCGUUAUGGGUGGGGAAAAAACCUAAGGCUAGAGGCCAGGUGAGGGACUCGGGCCAAACCGGUUGGAAAACCUGGGAAGUCGGUAGUGGGGCUGGGAUGGGCGGAGGGGUGAAAAUCUCAUGGAGGGAUCCCAUCAGAAGGGAGCCGUGACCACCGGCCUUUUGCACAGGCUGUGGCAGCGGUGGAACUGAGGUGGACAUGUUUAGCCAGGGGCUGUUGAGAGGUGACCAAAGGGAAUAAUAUGUAAGGAUCAUGGGCAGUGAGUGUUCAUGGGAACCAGAGAGAUUUUGGACAAGUCCAGAUGGAAAAUGCAGGACAUUAGGUGUAGGGAAAAGAAAAUCUGUUUCCAGGGAGGUCGUUGAUUGUUUAAUGAAGUGAAAGGGGAAAUCAUCAAUGUCAGGUGGACAAAUUCAAUUAUAUAAAAUUUUGAAAUGUAUGCACAGGAAAGAAGAAUGAAGAUUAAAGGAAAAUCAAUGAGAUGAGGAAAUGACGGAGCAUUGAUCUAAGGAGUCUCCAGUAUAUGGAGCGACUAAACAGAUCUACUUGGUCAAACGACCAAAUAAGCCGUAUACCCAAGAGGAACGCACACAGGCCAGGACACAUAAAAUGAAACAUAAAAUAAAAUCGACCACUUGCAUUCGUCAAAAAUACAUUUUAAAAAAUAUGUCGUGGGGAAGUAGACCCCUGGCACUAUAAAUGAUGCUUCCUGGUGAACAGUUUGGCAAUUCUUGACAAAAGUCAAAGAAGUGAUUAUAAGACGAAGUUAUCUCACUUUGGGGAGUACAUUCUGGGAAAAGGAUACAAAAGGAAAAAACGUAUCUGCACACAGGUAUUUGUGGCCACCCUGUCUAUUACAGUCUUUGACAGGAAACAGCUCAGCUUAGCUCGCCAAUUCUGGCUAGACCAGAAUCUAGCCAAGUAGACUGUGUUCUACCAGGACAGUGAGCUGCUGCCUUCAUGGAUGACAAUUAUGAGAACUAUUUAGGAGAAUAUGAUGUUAUAUGAUGCAAUCGUAAGCCAAAAAAAAAAGAUUUUGGCUUUCUGUUCAUGUAAUGAUAGCAACAAGAUAAAACCAUGUCUGAAUAGUUACCGAAUGGAAAUAGGUUCAAAAUGUGUAAAUAGUCAGUGAUUGGGGAGAUUGGGUUCUUUUUAUUUCAUGCUGUUAUUCAUAUACGCACAUUUCUACUUCAGUUAUUACUGUCCGUUAAAUAACAUAUAUGCUUGACUACUUCAGAAAAAUACACUCAAGAAUAACUACUGGAUUUGUGAAUGAAUGUGUCAGAAUAAGUGAGACUGUUCUGUCAGGGGUAGGGGUGGGGGGCUAGGCAGGAGUCAGGAGGAGAAUCCCAGCCAGUCAGGACCCAGCAGGGAGGAAGGUUCGUCAGAGCAGGGUCCUGUCUGGUGACUGACCAAGGAAUCUGCCCUGGGAAGUUUGCAGAGGUCAGGUGGUCCCCGUGGGUGGUCCCCGUGGGUGAUCGGUCAUUGUGGAGUGUCCAGAGACAGGGGAAGGUCUUACUGAGUUCACCAACUAAUUCAGACCAACCGGAAACCAAGUGGCGGUUCUGCGGAACCAGCUGGUUUAAGAUGAGUUGCACGAGUGGGGUGCCGUGUCUGUCUUCUUUGCAGCUCUCUCUACAGAGUCAGCACAGUGACGGCUCCUAGUAGGUGCUCUGUAAACGCCUGUGGAGUGAAUUGAUGUCUAGAAAAUGCCAGGUUGUCCAAAACUUUGGCUUGUGGGAAAUCUCCAGUAGGGGGCACUGUGGACACAGCCUACCGUAAGCCUCCAGGAGACUGGCUCAGCUCUAAGUCACAAAAGAGGUGAAAUUCGCGUGUCCUUCUUAUAUGUCCUGGGCAGGGGGUGGGGGUGGGGGGUCCUGGCCUCUAGGGGAUAAAUACCUUCAGGUUUGCAGAGCCGCAUGGGAGCCACGUGCAGAGGGCCCGGCUGGUGGAAUGGCUGCAGUCAAGUGGCUCACCCCUGAGGCAGGAAUAGAGAACUUCCAGAGGGAAAUAUCACCUGGAUUCAGGAAGAGAAUCCCACAGAUGCUCUAAAGAUGAAGGGGGCACAGGGCUUUCCAUGACGCUGUAGGAAGCCUGGGGAGUCAGGCACUGGACGAUUGACAGACUUACUGAAUUUUCCUCGUGAAGGGGUAGGGGUGGGAAGACACAGAACAUGGCAAAAUGUGAAACGGAUGAGAAGUAUAGCAUUGAGCGUAAUUUGGAGGUAAAAUCCUCAGUGCCCCAACUGUCACCUGGGAAUCCUAAAUCCCGGCAAAGAAAGCACUGCUCAGUGCGGAGAGAGAGUUCUCGGCUCAACUACAGAUGUUAAGUAAUAGGAACGUUGUGUAAGAUCCGACAUCCGCACCCUGCAUUGGACUAUGACAAUGAUCGCUCAUUCCUUGUGCUGUCUGGAACUCUCCAGAUCGUGUAGGAAAGGAGAACGCCGUUCGGGUAGAGAGAAAGGGAGUAGAGAACCUUGUUCAUAUUCUCUGUGCUUAAAAAAGGAAGGUGAGGGCUUCCCUGGUGGCGCAGUGGUUGAGAGUCCGCCUGCCGAUGCAGGGGACACGGGUUUGAGCCCUGGUCUGGGAGGAUCCCACAUGCCGCGGAGCAACUAGGCCCGUGAGCCAUGGCCGCUGAGCCUGCGCGUCCGGAGCCUGUGCUCCGCAACAAGAGAGGCCGCGAUAGUGAGAGGCCCGCGCACCAUGAUGAAGAGUGGCCCCCGCUUGCCACAACUAGAGAAAACCCUCGCACAGAAACGAAGACCCAACACUGCCAUAAAUAAAUAAAUUUAAAUGAUAAAUCAUAUCUUUAAAAAAAAAAAAAAAAAGGAAGGUGAAUGAGGCAGUGGAGACCUGGGUUGAAUGCUGGCUCUUCCAACUAAAUAGCUGUGUGAUGUUGGUCUAGCUCCCUAACCUCUCUGAACCUCAGUUUCUACAUCAGUAAAAUAGCGAUAAUAGUAUUCACCAUGCCCACCUCACGGGGUGGUGGUGAGGACUGGCUGAGAGGCAUAGAGAAGGAUUUUGUACCCCAUAAAGCUCAAAUCUGCAGUCUUGGUUGGGAAAAAUUUUAACCGACUUUAGCACUGACUUAUUUUCCAUCAGGGUAAGCUUGAAUGGGGAUAUUGUGCGCAUGCAUUGUGAGGGGAAAACUCGAGGACGUCUGGGUAGAGUUGUGACCUGCUUCUCCUUUGGAGGAGACUGUUCUGUUUCGCUUUCCAGCAGUUAUUUGGAGAAGCCAUUUGCUAAGACACAGCAGUGACCGUAGGAGCAGAAGGGACCGAUGGCCAGCUUGCUAAGACCAAGGCCAGCUGAGAAUCAGGCUGUACUAAUGAAGGCCCGAUAGCCAUAGACAUUUAGAAGAAAUUCACAAUGGCAAGAGUAGCCCAAUUUUUUGAUAAUUUAGAGAAAAUAUAAUUUGGGAGAAAAUAACUCUUCUUUCGCUGUAGUCUUAUUAUUACUGUAUCUAUAAUGCCAUGUCAUCGAAUAAUCUACAGAGAUAAUAUUCCAGAGGGGCAGACAUUCAAGAGAGAAGUCAGAAGUCUUCCGAGGAAAUUGAUGAGGUUGGUGACCUGAGCUGGGCGAGGUGUGAUAAGUGGGUGCCAAGAUCAAGGUAUUUGACCAUUUCUCCUGGGCAGGUCAGCUGAGAACUAGAGUUAUCUCGUAAGUCAGGUGGGAGAUUGGAUGGGGAUGCAGAGUUCUGUUUGGGGGAGAAAAUAGUCUUGGACUAGCUGGGGCAGGGAGCUGCCAGAGAGAGUGCUCAAGAAGACGUUACCAUUAGGAGAAAGAUGAAGUUCAGAUGCAGGCUUAGGAAAACAGGUAACUUGACAGAAGGUAACAAAACCAGCCUACCCAACUGAUUCAUGAAUGUGGUUUAGUUAAAUGAGUCUGGAUGGGAACAAAAAUAGGUCACAGAGUGAUUGGAGGUGUGGAGAAGGCUCAACAGGGUCUGGCUGACCUCACCCUCACCUGAAGCCUGGGUGAGGAAUCUUUGGGACCGGGUGGAGAGGGUACCAUAUGUAAAGAGGCAAUUAGGAAGUAGUUUGGGGAGGUUUUGGAACGCUAUCUGACUUGUCUUCAGAGAAAGUUUGAACUGGUUGCAUUAGCAGCUAAGAGAAAUGGGCUUGAAAAUGGUGGAACUGGGGCCUCUGUACCAGUGGUGUGAGCCCAGCAAGUAUUUCUUCGUUGCCACCAGGCUGAAGAAUCUGUGUUGUAAACUCGUUCAUUCCUUUAUACUUUGUAUCAUUCUUUUCUGUUUCUUAAUAAAUUCUUUUGAAACAUGUG
Orcinus orca (killer whale) is the source of this 8180-nucleotide messenger RNA. It is a transcript of the gene TRIM56, whose product is annotated as tripartite motif containing 56. Bases 619 to 2955 code for a protein of 778 amino acids. Gene Ontology annotation, molecular function: ubiquitin-protein transferase activity; zinc ion binding. Gene Ontology annotation, biological process: positive regulation of DNA-templated transcription; innate immune response. The record is from RefSeq and is a predicted model, not a curated record. The transcript has 4 exons. Lineage: Eukaryota; Metazoa; Chordata; Mammalia; Artiodactyla; Delphinidae. Gene Ontology annotation, cellular component: nucleoplasm; chromatin.